Molecule: messenger RNA, 5815 nt
Organism: Argiope bruennichi
Lineage: Eukaryota; Metazoa; Arthropoda; Arachnida; Araneae; Araneidae
Exons: 22
Coding region: 230-5815 (1861 amino acids)
Source: RefSeq, a predicted model, not a curated record
AUCAGAAGUUGUAUUUGAAAUAUGAUCCACUUUUGAAAAGCUUCAAAUUGAUAUCUUAAAUAAGGCACUUGAAAAUUGUGAUGGCAAAGGAAAUUAGGACUCAUUGAACUCUGAAGUGUCGAUGCAAUAAACUGCCAAUAAAUCGCCAAGAAUGUUCAGCAGUUGAUGAAGUAAACUAAUGACUUGAAGAUUUUAAAUUUAUACGAGGAACAUUUUUAUUAGAAAUAGAAUGAAUUUCAUUUGCUCAUAUAGGAUAUUUGUGAUAUUAAUAGUCUUCAUAAAAUUCAGCACCGCACAAAAUUGCUUUGGAGGCAUAGAAUCGUUUGAAAAAACUACAGGUACUGCUUUUGGGCCAUCUGUGGGCACAUCCGUCUUACUGCAACAGCAAGAUCAGGCUCUGACAAGAGACUGUAUUAAUCUCUGCAAGCAACAAUCUCAAUGUCUUGCAUUUUCCUUGGAUUAUGCUGGAUUUCGAUGUGCAUCUUAUAAUGUCAACUCUGUAGGUAGAAGAGACGCACUGGAAGUCAGACUGAACAACAACUACUUCGAAAAAACUUGCUUUCAUGGAGUCCAAAGAUCUUUGUUCGAGAACUUGUGUGGGGAUCGCUUGUGGGCUUUUGAGCGAGUCCGGGAUGCCUUUCUUAACGGUUACGUCGAGAAAGAAGUACAGAACGUACAGACUAAGGAGGAAUGCGAGAGACUGUGUCUGACUGAGGUGAACUUCAUUUGCAGGUCUGCUGACUACGAUGAAGUGAUGAGGGUAUGCCGCAUGAGUAAAGAAGACAGGAGGUCUCAGCCACAAGCCUUCAGAGAAGUAGUGGGAAGUAAUAGGGAUUAUCUCGAGAACCAGUGCGCAGCAUCAGCUCCUACAUCAUGUCGCUACGAUAUUCGUCCUGGAUUAUCCAUCAUCUCUAUGGAUGCAUUGCAAUUUGCCUCUUCUUCAGAUGAUUGCCAAAUUCAAUGCGACAGCGAAGCCACUUUCAACUGCAGAGCCUACACUUACACCAACAACAGGUGUUUCCUAAGUGGUGAUGAUUCUGUCAGCUUGGGUCCUAUAGUACUACCAGAGAAACCCGGUGCAACUUAUGGCGAAAAGAAAUGUGUUUUAGAACAAUGUACUGGAGGAGCUUUCACCUAUGAAAAAAUGACUGGUUUUGUUCUUCGAUCAGCAGUUCAGAACUCCAUAAUGGUGAGCAAUCCGGGCAGUCUUGGGAACACUCUAGAAUGUCAGGAGUAUUGCCAAAGGGAUGGGUUGGAUUGCCCGGCUUUCUCUGUCAACUACCAAAAUAUGAGGUGCGAUAAAUUGGACAGAAAUUCCCAAGGGAGGACUCAGGAUCUCAUACCAAGGGAUGGGGAGAACUAUUUUGAGAAAAUUUGCCUCCGAGGUCCCGUGGCAACAGCUUGCAAGGAUAAAGCGUGGGCCUUCGAGCGCGUUUUGGGACACGAACUGGAGGCACAAUUGUACGACAGGACAGUGCCUUUUGUGCAGAGUCGUCGUGAUUGCGAAGAGUUGUGCCUCGAAGAAAGGAGUUUUAUCUGUAGAUCAGCACUUUAUAAUGACGACACAACAGAAUGUAAACUCAGCAGAGAGGAUCGUAGAACCUUACCAUCUUUCUACAGAAGAACCAACAACGUGAAAGUCAAUUAUCUGGAGAAUCAAUGCCUUCCAGUUCUUCAGUCUUGCCCUUAUGAAGAAACAACUGACUCUUACCCUACUUAUACCGACCACAUACAAAUGGUGGGAAUAACAUCAAAUGAAGUAUGCGAGCAGUUCUGUACACAAUUCCGCAGUUUCAAUUGCAGAUCGUAUGCUUACUACUCCAGCAACGGGCAGUGUUUCCUCAGUGGCGAUGACAGGGCCAGUGGCGGGAAUGGAGCUGUUCAAGGAAGGCCAGGACUAGUUUACAAUGAAAGGAAAUGUCCUGCUGUGACGCCACCAACAGAAGCGCCUACAACUCCAACAACAGAUGUGCCACCACCUACCCGGCAGUGUAGCCACGGUGAGAUUAUGAUGUUGGAAAAGACCACUGGCUACCAGCACUUAGGAAGCAUAAAUGUUCUGUACCGAGGAAAUCCAGACAUACCGGGUAUUAUCAACGAAUGCCGAAAAAUGUGUGAACUCAAUUAUGAGUGUCGUGCUUUUACCUUGGAUUAUGUCAAGCAAGAAUGCUACAGUGGAUCAGAAACAUCAACGACAAAACCAAAAGAGCUCGUUCCAGCAGAUAACAAAGCGUUCUUUGAAGGAAUAUGCCUGCCUUUUUACCUGGGUUGUUCCAAGCAGUGGAUGUUCGACAGAUACGUCGACAAAGAGCUGAGAGGUGUGCAACCAAGAGAUGUCAUCCGAUUGGUGUCCCGGACAAACUGCGAACGCAGGUGCCUGGAAGAAAAGAGAUUCGUUUGCAGGUCUGCUAACUAUUACAGAUUCAAUCAAGAAUGCAGGCUGUUCUCGGAGGAGCAAAGUUUUCCGCACACUCAACUCACUUAUGCGGGAGGAGUGGAUUAUUUGGAAAAUCAAUGCAAUGUCGGCACUUCUACUUGUCCAUAUACCAUUCCUGAACGAGACAUGUUUAUGGUGUAUAUCAGUAAAGCCAUCCCUGCUAUCAGUAGCUUUGAACUGUGUCGUCAGUUAUGCAUGAAAGAACAAGAUUUCAACUGUCGGUCGUACAGUUAUUUGGAACAAGGAGGUAUCAACGACUUGUGUCUACUGAGUCCCGAGAAUAGACAAACAGGACAAACCAAAGCCAUACGAUACAGAUCAAGAUCUUUGUAUGAGGAAGUAGAAUGUAGAGGACAGAUCCCUGGUACAACUCUCCCGACGCCUCCCCCUGGUUCCACAGUGACGUCACCUCCAGUAGCAUCAUCCCACUCACCACCCACGGCGCGACCACCUCCACCACCUCCCCCUGUUUCAAAUCGUUGUACGUUUGACCAAUUUACUUACGAAAAAGUUGUCAACUACAAUUUAAGAUUUGGAAGAAAAGAAAGACUGGUGACACGAAAUCCAAUUGGAGUGGUAACAGAAUGCCAAGCUCAUUGCCAAAGGCUUGGAGAACGUUGCAAGGGAUUCAUAAUCGAAUAUUCGAAGUAUCAGCAAUUCUGUUUCUGGUUAGAUGCCUAUUCAAGUGCUGCGGACAAUACUAUAUCACCCGCUCAGGAGACAGCUUACUUUGAAAAGAUAUGCCUUUCAGGUUACACAUGUGGUAAGCUUUGGACAUUUGAGAGAGUACCAGGACAUGAUUUUCACGAUGUUCCUAUUCUUGAAAUGCCAGGAGUGCCACGCCGUACAGAUUGCGAAGAUCUGUGUGUCCGGAAUGUGCCACCUUGCAAAUCGGCCACCUACGACACAUUCCGACGAAUAUGCAGGCUUUACGCGGACGACAGAAGAUCGAAGCCAUCUGCUUUUGCUCGAGAUUUACCAGAAAUGGAAUAUUUGGAAAACCAAUGUGCUUCUGAACCUGCCACUUGCGAAUACCGGACCAUCCCGGAUCAUUUCUUCCCCUAUAUAGACCGUCUAUCUAGAGCAUUCAGUCUGGCUGAUUGCCAGAGACAGUGUGAUCUCGAGGACAAGUUCGUGUGCCGAUCUCUUAAUUUUGAAACUGUGGUGAGGGAUUGUGCUCUUAGUAGUGACGACAUGAUCAGCAUGCAACACAUGUCUGAGGGUCUUAUACCAAGACCGAAUUCGAUUUACAGUGAAAAAGGAAGCUGCGAGCAAGUGAGUGUCCAGUGCAAUCAGCAAGAUAUGCUUUUGACGGUCAAUUUUGGAUCCCCAUUCCAUGGUCGCGUAUAUGCAAAAGGCAAUCCCACUCAGUGUUACAUGGUUGGUACGGGGCAGACUACGCUGCUUUUUGCAAUCUCUUUGGGUACCAGGUGCGGUACGCUUGUCGAGGGAUCUGGAAGAUACGCCAAUGAAGUGGUCAUUCAACAGCAUCCAGUGAUUGUGACAAACAGCGAUAAAACCAUUAAAGUGGUGUGCUCUUUCGAAAACCUGGACCGGACAGUGACAUUGGGAGCUCUUUUUCCUGGCGCAUCACCUGGACUAGAUGUCACGACAAGGUUCCAACUGCCUGUCACCGCCAUUGUCACCAACACUGCACCUCCCCCCAACUUGGUCAUGAGAGUUCUGGACAGAACCGGACGCGACGCCGGCGUGGUGGGGCUUGGCGACGAACUCAUGUUGAGAAUAGAGCUCAGGGAACCAGCCAGCAAUCUGGCCAUAUUUGCACGAAAUCUGUAUGCACGAAGCAAGAACGGGGAAUCCUUAUUCCUGAUAGACAGCACUGGGUGCCCUACAGACCCGAGUAUUUUCCCUGGUUUGAAUUUGGACGCUCGAGACCGGAAGUCCCUUUUCGCCAAUUUCAAGGCUUUCCGAUUUCCUUCUACAGGUCUGGUCAAUUUCGAAGUCCAAAUCCGAUUUUGCCAGGACCAGUGCAAACCCGUGCGAUGUUCUAACAAUAUGGAAUCAUUCGGUAGGAAAAAACGAGAUAUCCCAGACACAACAGCACACAGUCCAUCAUCUUCAUCAUCCAUCAACCACCACACCUCAUCCCCCCCAACAGCCAGCACGCAACGCCAGACCCACUCCAGCUCCCAUGAAUCGAAUAUUAAGCUAUCACAAUUCACACCUCACAGAUUCACCCCGCCCUUCCGAAAUGGAACCGCGUGGGCGGUCAACGUGACACAAGUGUUCGGUACCUUCAGAGUGAUUAGCUCGACUGAAUCCCCCGUUAUUAAAAAGGGGGCAUCCGAUGCAAUCAAAGUGCACGAUAAUUGGCGGAAUGUCCACACGGAUAAUUACCGUCAUAGAGGGCUGAUGAAUCGGAGCGUCACUGUCAAUGACUCCCCGAUCAAUCCCAGUCAGAGAAAUUUGAUGGAUGAGACAAAGGUGGUGCACGAAAAUGCCAACAGAUGGCGUUACCACACCGCAGAUGGGGUGGAAGACGAAUUUUCAGUUCUUCCUAGUAGAGAAAGACCUUCUUCUAGGGCAAGGCAACAGCAGAGCAGUAGACCUCCAAAUCCUUUAAGACCUUCAACUUUCACACCAAAAAUAGGGAAUAAGAAUACCAGAAACUAUUAUUCGACGCCUAAACAUACCAGCCAUUUCACAAACAAGCCAACAGACAAAAAUGAUACAUUUCAGGGUAGGGGUUAUGGUUACGGUUCCACAAGAAGGGCACAUGAACAUAGAUCUUCAACCCAGGACAAGUGGACGAAUAGGCCCGUUCCUAACAGCAGUACUCCACCCCGUAGACCAAUUCCUAAUCGGUAUUUCGCUUAUAAUACUCAUGCGCCUUCAAAUGGCAGUGGCGGUUACGGCGAUGGUAAAUGGUCCCAUUCGACUGUUAGUCCUAAUGAUAAUGUACCACCGUCUUCCCUGACCACUCCAGAGUUAGUGAUAUCUACGAUGGUACCAGUACCAGAUGAAUUGCCUUUGUCACUUGCUAUUAUGGUUGGAGAAGAUUCUGGUGUAGAUGUAUCAGGAUGGAAGUCGAAAAUGAAACAAGUGAAUCCAUUAGAGUCUUCAGCAGAUGUAGAAUCCAUUGGAAUGGUUUGCACAACUGUGACCACUAUAGCUGCUACUACAGUCACUUUGUCCGUAGCGCAUGUCCUUGGGCUCAUAGGUGCGUAUUGUUGCUACAAGUGGCAUAGGAAAAGCAAAAGAAAGAAGAUUCUUCAGAAAAGUUUGAAGCUUCCACGCCCACAACCCCCUACUGGGCCAAUGAGGAGACCUUCUGGGGGUCGACAGGAAGAACUUUUUUACGCCAAACCAGAAGUUUCAUUCCGAAAUGUGUAUGGAUCAUACGGGUCGCCACCAUGA